GAAUUCAUUUGAGCUCUGUGUUGCUUAGUCUGGCAAGAGCUGCCUCUUCAAUAUGAGGUUCCUACUACUAUGUCCUGCAGCUUUGCUCCUACUGACCGUUCCGGCCAAAACUAUACCAACUGAUUCUUUGCCAACUCCUUCCACCAGUGGCGAACCUAAAAGCAGUAGUCCCCCACCUACUGAGAGUACACCAGGUGAACCUUUUCCACAGACUGUAAGUCUGCAAGAUAUCGCAGAGGCACGGGCCGAAAGCAAGGCCUUAAAUGAAGAAAAUAGGAGUCUGGAGAAAACAUUACUUUCGACUCAAUCCAAACUCAAUGACCUCGGUUUGCAGAGGGACGCCCUAACUCUCGAACUAUCGGAGAUCAGACAAAAGAUCCGGAAGGCGCAAGACAAGCUGAAUACGGAGGAGCCGCUGGAGGGGAAAUGUAAACCUACCGAUUCGGAGCUUGCUAAACAGAUCGACGAGGAGACUACUAAGCAGUUGGAUGAGCGAAAAGCAAGAAUUAAGCGUUUCUACGAAAAGAAGUAUGAAAAAGUUCUCAAAGAGCUGCGCCUGAAGAUCAGAAGGGAAUUGGAACUUUUAUAUGACCCCCCAUAAAUUAUCCCCGCGUCCAACCAUCGGUAUCAAUGUUAAAAUAAAAAGAAAAUUUAUUUACUGAGUUAUAUUCAAAA
This is a messenger RNA of Drosophila serrata, 675 nucleotides long. RefSeq lists its product as uncharacterized. Lineage: Eukaryota; Metazoa; Arthropoda; Insecta; Diptera; Drosophilidae. The record is from RefSeq and is a predicted model, not a curated record.